CCCUAGCGCUCGGUCUAGUUCCCAGUUUGAAAUCGGGAACCAUUCCCGAACAGACGUCUCCCAACUCCCCUUAUAUUUUCCUCCCUACCCCGGGGAAAUAUUAUAUAUUGUUCCUGAUAUUUUCCGCCGAUAAGUUCGUUGAAUAUUCGGGGAAAAAAAGUGAAGGCUGGUUUAGAAAAGGUUUGGUUUCUCAAGCUAUGUAGGCCUAUAUAGGAACUCCAGCUCCAAAAGGGGUCUGAUACUGAUUCCUUCGACAGAGGACUUACGAAGCCAAAUAAGAUGUCCGCCGGAGGCGGAGGAUCCCUCUUCAUGCGCCUGAGCCUCCCCAGCGGCCUCGAGGAGGUCGUGGAGGGCCUGGCCAGGGAGGUGAUCAAGAGCCAGAUCACAGAGCCCCAGGAGAUCUACAGCUUCGCCUGGAAGCACUUCACAAACCUCGUGUCCAGGCAGAAGAACUUUCCGGGGAAGCAUGGUGCACCAUACGUGGCCCCUGGGCGUAGACGUCGCAGCAACAGCCACCAGGAUGAUGGGGCCCCUGGAUUUGCAGGGAGGAAGGGGCACCAUCCAGGGGGAGUUAGGGUUCUGCCGAUUGGGCCCUCACGAAGGAAAGUUGGAAAGAGUUCUGGAGAAGAGGUCAUGGCAAAGACUAGAUCCCUGGACCGUGAAUCCCGACCUCUGCGGCGCUCAUUUAUCGCAGAGACCAAAGACAAGGUGAAGAAAUCCAUGUCCCUGGAUCGCCAAGGGAUUGCAAGUCUUGGGCGCCUAAAGCCUGCCACUGCUGAAAAGGCCGAGAUUGCAAAGGAGCCUCUCAAUGCAAGAAUGAUGCGAGGCAGGAGGAAGGAGGAGAGGAGAUCAAAAGGUCUGUCUAAAAAGGCAAUUUUAGGGGGCACGGCUGCAGCUGGUGCGGCAGUUGCUGCUGCUGCGGCUGCAGGCAUUGCAGCUUCUCAAAUGGGAGAUGGGGAGGAACCUGAAGCAGCAGCAGAAGAAACUCCAGAAGAAGAAGCAGCUACAGAGGAAGCAGGAGAGGCAGAGGAUGCACCAGCAGAAGAAGCUGCUGAAGAAGGAGAAUCAGAGGAGGCACCAGCAGAGGCUGCUGAAGCAGAAGGAGAGGAGACACAGGGAGAAGAAGCUGCAGAAGCAGAAGCAGAGGAGGCACCAGCAGAAGAAGCUGCUGAAGCAGAAGAGGAAGCACAAGGAGAGGAGACACAAGGAGAAGAAGCUGCUGAAGCAGAAGCAGAGGAAGCACAAGGAGAAGAGCCUGAGACUGCUGCACUAGAAGAGUCUCCAGAUGCUGAUGCUGUAGUAGAACUUGCAGAAGCUGAAGAGGCAGGAGAGGCAGAGGAGGCACCAGCAGAGGCUGCUGAAGCAGAAGGAGAGGAGGCACCAGCAGAAGAAGCUGCUGAAGCAGAAGGAGAGGAAGCACAAGGAGAAGAAGCAGCUGAAGCAGAAGUAGAGGCAUCAUCAGUAGCUGAAGCAGGAGAUGCAGAGGAGGCACCAGGAGAAGAAGCUGCUGAAGCAGGAGAAGCAGGAGAAGGAGAGGAGGCACCAGGAGAAGAAGCUGCUGAAGCAGAAGCUGAGGAGGCACCAGUAGAAGCUGCUGAAGCUGGAGAAGAAGCAGAGGCACAAGCAGAAGAAACUGCUGAAGCAGAAGCAGAGGAGGCAGCAGAAGAACCUGAGACUGCUGCGUUAGAAGAGUCUCCAGAUGCUGAUGCUUGUAGUAGUACUGGCAGCACGAAGAAUGCAAGGAGAAGUCCGAGGAGGGCACCAGCAAAGAAAGAAGCUGCUGAAGCAGGAAGGAAGAGAAACGAAGCAGAAGAAGCUGCUGAAGCAGGAGAGGCAGAGGAGGCACAAGGAGAAGAAGCUGUUGAAGCAGCAGCAGAGGAGGCACCAGCAGAAGAAGCUGCUGAAGCAGAAGCAGAGGAGGCACCAGCAGAAGAAGCUGCUGAAGCAGAAGCAGAGGAGGCAUCAGCAGAAGAGCCUGAGACUGCUGCACUAGAAGAGUCUCCAGAUGCAGAUGCUGUAGUAGAACUUGCAGAUACUGAAGAAGCAGGAGAGGCAGAGGAGGCACCAGCAGAAGAAGCUGCUGAAGCAGAAGCAGAGGAGGCACCAGCAGAAGAAGCUGCUGAAGCAGCAGAGGCACCAGCAGAAGAAGCUGCUGAAGCAGAAGCAGAAGAGGCACCAGCAGAAGAAGCUGCUGAAGCAGAAGCAGAGGAGGCAACGGCAGAAGAGCCUGAGACUGCUGCACUAGAAGAGUCUCCAGAUGCUGAUGCUGUAGUAGAACUUGCAGAUACUGAAGAAGCAGGAGAGGCAGAGGAGGCACCAGCAGAAGAAGCUGCUGAAGCAGAAGCAGAAGAGGCACCAGCAGAAGAAGCUGCUGAAGCAGAAUCAGAGGAGGCACCAGCAGAGGCUGCUGAAGCAGCAGCAGAGGAGGCACCAGCAGAAGAAACUGCUGAGGCAGGAGAGGCAGAGGAGGCACCAGCAGAAGAAGCUGCUGAAGCCGAAGCAGAGGAGGCACCAGCAGAAGAAGCUGCUGAAGCAGAAGCAGAAGAGGCACCAGCAGAAGAAGCUGCUGAAGCAGAAACAGAGGAGGCACCAGCAGAAGAAGCUGCUGAAGCAGAAGCAGAAGAGGCACCAGCAGAGGCUGCUGAAGCAGAAGGAGAGGAGACACAAGGAGAAGCUAUUGAAGCAGGAGAAUCAGAGGAGGCACCAGCAGAGGCUGCUGCAGAAGCAGAAGCAGAAGAGGCACCAGCAGAAGAAGCUGCUGAAGCAGAAGGAGAGGAGGCACCAGCAGAAGAAGCUGCUGAAGCAGAAACAGAGGAGGCACCAGCAGAAGAAACUGCUGAAGCAGAAGCAGGAGCAGAAGAGGCACCAGCAGAAGAAGCUGCUGAAGCAGAAGCAGAGGAGGCACCAGCAGAAGAAGCUGCUGAAGCAGAAGGAGAGGAGGCACAAGGAGAAGAAGCUGCUGAAGCACGGAGCAUCCGAAGCAGAGAGGCACCAGCAGAAGAAGCUGCUGAAGCAGAAGCAGAGGAGGCACCAGCAGAAGAAGCUGCUGAAGCCGAAGCAGAGGAGGCACCAGCAGAAGAAGCUGCUGAAGCAGAAGCAGAGGAGGCACCAGCAGAAGAAGCUGCUGAAGCAGAAGCAGAAGAGGCACCGCAGCGAGAAGCUGCUGAAGCAGAAGCAGAGGAGGCACCAGCAGCAGAAGCUGCUGAAGCAGAAGCAGAGGAGGCACCAGCAGGAGAAACUGCUGAAGCAGAAGCAGAAGAGGCACCAGCAGAGGCUGCUGAAGCAGAAGGAGAGGAGACACAAGGAGAAGCUACUGAAGCAGGAGAAUCAGAGGAGGCACCAGCAGAGGCUGCUGCAGAAGCAGAAGGAGAGGAGGCACCAGCAGAAGAGCCUGAGACUGCUGCACUAGAAGAGUCUCCAGAUGCUGAUGCUGUAGUAGAACUUGCAGAUACUGAAGAAGCAGGAGAAGCAGAGGAGGCACCAGCAGAGGCUGCUGAAGCAGAAGCAGAGGAGGCACCAGCAGAGGCUGCUGAAGCAGAAGGAGAGGAGGCAUCAGCAGAAGAAGCUGCUGAAGCAGAAGGAGAGGAAGCACAAGGAGAAGAAGCAGCUGAAGCAGGAAAUGCAGAGGAGGCACCAGAAGAAGAGAGUGGCGCUGCAGAUGAAGCUGAGUUCUCAGGAUUAGUAACAGGAGAAGCUUCUGAAGGAGAUGUAGAAGACGCCAACAUCACAGACAGCCCAGCAGCAGAUGACGCAACUGCGGCCGAAGAUGAGGCUGGCAAAGAUUCUGCAGAACUUGUAGAUGAAGUUGCUGCUGCUGUCGAUGAUGCAGUGGAAGAUGCAUCUGCCACAGCUGAUGACACAGCAGAGGAUGCAACUGAAGCAGCAGAUGAAGCAGGUGAUGCAGCUGAGGAAGCAUUAGAAGAAGCAGGUGAUGCAGUUGAGGAAGCAGCAGAAGAAGCAGGUGAUGCAGCUGCUGCUGUGGAUGAAGCAGCAGAAGAAGGAGCUGCUGCAGUUGAUGAGGCAGCAGAAGAUGCAGCUGAUGAUUUAGCUGAGGCAGCAGAGGAGGCACAAGAUAGUGCAGAACUUGUAGAUGAUGUUGCUGCAGCUGUUGAUGAUGCAGUGGAGGAUGCAGCGGCUGCAGCUGAAGAUGCAGUCGAAGGGACAGCUGAUGAAGCAGCUGAUGCAGUUGAAGAGGCAGAUAAUAUUGCAGAUGAUGCUGCUGCAGCUGUUGAUGAUGUAGUUGAAGAUGCAGCUGACGCAGUAGAAGAUGCAGGUGCUGCAGCUGAAGAAGCAACAGAGGAUGCAGCUGAAGCUGUUGAAGAUGCAGCUGAUGAUGCUGCUGCUGUAGUUAAUGAUGCAGUGGAAGGUGCAGCUGAUGCAACUGAAGAAGCAGCAGAGGAUGCUGCUGCAGUUGUUGAAGAUGCUGCAGAAGAUGCAGCUGCUAUAGUAGAUGAUGCAGGGGAGGAUGCUGCUGCUGCAGCUGAAGAUGCAGGGGAAGGUGCAGCUGAUGCAGCAGAGGAUGCAGCUGCUGCAGCUGAAGAUGCAACAGAAGAUGCAGCUGCUAUAGUGGAUGAUGCAGUGGAGGAUGCUGCUGCUGCAGCUGAAGAUGCAAUGGAAGGUGCAGCUGAUGCAGCAGAGGAUGCAGCUGCUGCAGCUGAAGAUGCAGUGGAAGGUGCAACUGAUGCAGCAGAGGAUGCAGCUGCUGCAGCUGAAGAUGCGGCAGAAGAUGCAGCUGCUAUAGUAGAUGAUGCAGGGGAGGAUGCUGCUGCUGCAGCUGAAGAUGCAAUGGAAGGUGCAGCUGAUGCAGCAGAGGAUGCAGCUGCUGCAGCUGAAGAUGCAGUGGAAGGUGCAACUGAUGCAGCAGAGGAUGCAGCUGCUGCAGCUGAAGAUGCAGCAGAAGAUGCAGCUGCUAUAGUAGAUGAUGCAGUGGAGGAUGCUGCUGCUGCAGCUGAAGAUGCAGUGGAAGGUGCAGCUGAUGCAGCAGAGGAUGCAGUUGCUGUAGCUGAAGAUGCAGUGGAAGGUGCAGCUGAUGCAGCAGAGGAUGCAGCUGCUGCAGCUGAAGAUGCAGUGGAAGGUGCAACUGAGGCAGCAGAGGAUGCAGCUGCUGCAGCUGAAGAUGCGGCAGAAGAUGCAGCUGCUAUAGUUGAUGAUGCAGUGGAGGAUGCUGCUGCUGCAGCUGAAGAUGCAGUGGAAGGUGCAGCUGAUGCAGCAGAGGAUGCAGCUGCUGCAGCUGAAGAUGCAGUGGAAGGUGCAGUUGAUGAAGCAGUGGAAGAUGCAGCUGCUGUAGUUGAUGAUGCAGUUGCUGCAGCUGAUGAAGCAACUGGUGACUUAGUUGAGGCAGCAGAUGAAGCAAAAGAAGCUGCAGAUAAUAUCGCGGACGAUGUCGCCGGAACCGUUGGCGAUGCAGUGGAAGAUGCAGCUGCUGCUGCAGAUGAAGCUGCAGAAAAUGUUACAGCAACUGUCGAGAAUGCAGCUGACUCAGCAGACGACAUUCUGGGUGAUGCAGAGAGCUCUCUGAUGGAAGCAAUUGCUGUGGCUAAUGGGAGCGAGGGGAACAAUGACAACGAACCAACAGGUCACUCGUUUUUUGGAAACAUCAGAUCCACAAUAGAAGAAACGCUCGACGAUAUCAAAGAUGCUGUCACAGGAGAAAACGAGGUGCACACACAAAGGCACAAUGGCAGUGUGGCAGGCGUAGUGGCACUCAAUAAUAACGACAGCGGCGUUGGUGGCAGCAGCUUUGGCAUGCAAAGACGCCAGUAUGAUUUCGAUGGAUCUGAAGAGGACGGGACGAUUGCCAGCGUCAAUCGGGACGGGUCUUACGCCAACUCUAGGACGCCCUACGUCCCAAGCUUCUCCAAUCCUACGGCUGCCAAUGCAGCUGCAAUAGUAGCUGACACAGACGAAGAAUUAGCCCAAGCUGCAACAAAGAUCCAGGCUGGCUUCAGGGGCUACAAAGCCAGGAAAGAUCUGAAAGAUAAGAACGCCACAGUCCAAGAGAAUUCAGUUUUGGAAGAGAUCAAUCUGAACGACCCAGAGCUCCAUGCAGCUGCGACAUCCAUCCAAGCAUCUUUCCGAGGUCACCAGGCGAGAAAGAGUCUCCAGUUGCAUCAGGCAGUGAAAGCAGAAAGCAGUAAUCAAGCAGAACCUGGGGAGAUAGUGGUGCAAGACAUCAAUUUGAAUGACCCCGAGGUUCAAAAAGCAGCAGUGGUAAUCCAGUCUUCAUUCCAGCAGCACCAGUCCCAGAAGGAUGCUGAGCCCGAGCCAACACCACUUAACCUGAAAGAAACCGGUGGCGCCGAUAUUGACUUAGAAGAUCCUGAAGUGGAAAAAGCAGCGAUUGCGAUACAGUCAUCUUUUAGAGGGUUCAAGACAAGACAGAACCUGAAAGCCUCACCAACCCCUGAAAUCGACAUCAGCCUCCAAGAUCAUGCCCUACACAAUGCAGCGACCUUAAUCCAGUCUUCGUUCCGGGGCUAUCAGUGUCGGAAGGGUCUGAAAGAACCUCAUUCACCAGGCAAAGAAGAAGUGGACAUAGAUCUCAAUGAUCCAGAGGUCCAGAAAGCAGCCAUGACAAUUCAGUCAUCCUACCGGAAUUUCAAAGCAGCCAAGGACAUUGACACUUCUGAGCCUGAUGACAUCAACAUAGACUUGGGGGACCCUGAUGUAGAGAAGGCUGCCAUUAAGAUACAGUCAUCAUUUCGUGGGUUUCAGACUCGCAAGAUCUUGAAAGAAAAUACUGAGGAAGGAGACGAAAAGGAAGAUGAGGUAGAUUUAAGUGAUACUGAAAUUCAGAAAGCAGCGACAAUCAUCCAGGCUGGCUUCCGAGGCUUUAAAGUACGGCGUGAUCUGAAAGCUUCCCAGCCGACUGAAAAUGUUGUGCAGGAGCAUGACUUCGAAGAUACUGAGCUCCAAAAGGCAGCCACUAAAAUUCAAUCCUCUCCUGUUGGAGAAAUGGAAGAAGUUAACUUGGAUUUAGAUGAUCCUGAACUGGAGAAAGCUGCAUCUAUCAUUCAGUCUCACUAUCGUUCAUUCAGAACUAAGCAGUUGCAGCCAUCUGUUAAUGGAGAAGAUGAUUCAUGCCUAGGUUUCAAUGAUGAAGAGUUAGAAAAAGCUGCUACCAUUAUACAGUCAGCGUUCAGGGGUUUUAAGACUCGCCAUCACUUAGAGAACAGCAACAACCAUCUCGGAUAGAAA
This is a messenger RNA of Macrobrachium nipponense, 7197 nucleotides long. Its product is annotated as plectin-like. Gene Ontology annotation, cellular component: membrane. NCBI's taxonomy places the organism in Eukaryota, Metazoa, Arthropoda, Malacostraca, Decapoda, Palaemonidae. The record is from RefSeq and is a predicted model, not a curated record. Gene Ontology annotation, biological process: signal transduction. Bases 280 to 7194 code for a protein of 2304 amino acids. Gene Ontology annotation, molecular function: protein binding. The transcript is spliced from 9 exons.